Molecule: messenger RNA, 999 nt
Organism: Lasiodiplodia theobromae
Lineage: Eukaryota; Fungi; Ascomycota; Dothideomycetes; Botryosphaeriales; Botryosphaeriaceae
Product: Mitotic check point protein
Exons: 3
Coding region: 1-999 (332 amino acids)
Biological process (GO): activation of GTPase activity; negative regulation of septation initiation signaling
Cellular component (GO): mitotic spindle pole body
Molecular function (GO): GTPase activator activity
Source: RefSeq, a predicted model, not a curated record
AUGACCAACCUCGACCUGUUCCUCCUCAAGGGCCCGCCGGGAGGCGAUCUCGCUGCGGGCCUGGACGAUCUGCGCCACCACAUUCUGAUGACCGGCAUUCCAGCGAACAGCGAUGGCAUGUCCGAGCUGCGCAUAUACAUCUGGCUGACCUUCCUGAACGCUGCGCCUAUCCGCACCGACGUCUAUCUGGAUCUCGUGCGCCAAGGAGCCUCCCCGGCGUACACCAAGAUCCGCAACGACACCUUCCGCACUCUUGCCACGGACCCGCUCUUCCGCCGGCGCGUCACCGAGAACAGCUUGACCCGCGUCCUGAAUGCCGUUGCUUGGAAGCUGCAUGAUGCGCAUGAGGCCCGUGUGAACGGCUGGCAGUCGCCGCCUACCCUAUCUGACUUUGGCAGCCCGGACCUCACUCGGAGCUCUCUGACCGGCACCACCAUCACCGAGGGCUCGCAGUCCCAGCACGGCGACCACGCCGAGCAGGUCGGCUACGUCCAAGGCAUGAACGUCCUGGCCGCCCCAUUCCUCUACGUUGCGCGCAGCGAGGCCGAGGCUUUUGUCGCCUUCGACAAGUUCAUCACCAACGAGUGCCCCGGAUACGUCCGCGGAUCCAUGGAGGGUGUGCAUAAAGGCCUAGCUUUGGUGGAUACCGUGCUGGAGAUUGUCGACCCCAAGCUUUUCGCACAUCUUGCGUCGAAAGGCUUGAAGGCUGAGAUUUAUGCCUUCGCUUCCGUCCUGACCAUGUGUGCCUGCACGCCGCCUUUGCCUGAGGUCUUGCUGCUAUGGGACUUUCUUUUCGCUUACGGCCCCCACUUGAACAUUCUGUGCAUCGUUGCUCAACUCGUCUUGAUUCGCGACCAGAUUCUGGCUAGCCCAAGCCCGAAUCAGAUCCUACGCUCUCUUCCUCCUCUGCAAGCCAAGUCGAUCAUUGGCCUUGUCGUUGCCAACGCACAGCGCAUCCCAGAGGAUAUCUACCAACAAAUGAUUGAUCACGCGAAAUGA